Gastrolobium bilobum is the source of this 2175-nucleotide messenger RNA. RefSeq lists its product as uncharacterized. Gene Ontology annotation, cellular component: endoplasmic reticulum membrane. Gene Ontology annotation, biological process: glycolipid translocation; dolichol-linked oligosaccharide biosynthetic process. The record is from RefSeq and is a predicted model, not a curated record. The transcript is spliced from 16 exons. Bases 274 to 1833 code for a protein of 519 amino acids. NCBI's taxonomy places the organism in Eukaryota, Viridiplantae, Streptophyta, Magnoliopsida, Fabales, Fabaceae.
ACAAGUUUAGAAGAAUACAGUGCAAGUGAAAAUUUGUAAUCUCGCCGGAAUUCAGCGGAAACCCACCAUCCGGUGAACGCAUCCUCAGGAAGCAACGACAUCGUUUGGGCAACAAGUAGCUAGGUAUUUGACUCUGUUACUUACCUUUAAUAUCUAGCGUUUCUCUCUGAAGCUGGAACCGGCAACCUGCUGCAAUACCAAGCCGCAUCGGAAACGUAACGUACCAGUUUCUAAUACAUAACAUAAAAGGCCCAAACAUCAUUUCCAGUUGCAAUGUCGAAUGAUAAAGACCCUACCAAUCUGUCACGAACCUUCAAAUACCUAUUAGCUACUCAAUUUUUGUCAAGAGGAAUUCCAUUUAUAUUCAAUACAUGGAUUGUGAGGCAUCUUACACAAGAGGACUAUGCGCUGUACGCAGUGCAGUUUCAUCUGUUUGUCACAUGUGUUUUAUUUCUUAGCCGGGAGGGCUUCCGACGAGCAUGCAUGCGGAUGGAUAUGAAAUGUGAUGACACUUCAAUGGAAAAAGACGUUGUGAAGCUAAUGAAAGUAGUAUGGAUGAGUCUCCCACUUGGAAUAUUCAUUACAAUUGUAGCAUGCCUUUUUGUCUUCUGGUGGCAAGGAAUAAGUUAUUCUAGUCCACAUGGGCAAGCUAUUUUGAUCAAUGGUUUUGCAUGCAUAUUGGAGCUCUUGGCUGAGCCUUUGUAUAUUCUUUCACAGAAUUUAGUCUUGCUUGAAUUACGACUGAUGGUUGAGACAGUAGCUACUCUUUCACGGUGCUUGACAUUGUACUUCCUAAUUGUCAAGCAAACUGGAAUGGAAAAAUCAAUCAUAUUUGCAUUGUCGCAGUCUGCAUAUGGAGCCUGCUUAUUUCUUGGUUAUUGGGGCUAUCUGGUUCUUUUCCGCAAAUUUAGACGUUCUUACCUUUUCCCAUUCAGAAAAGAUAAAGUUAUUGAUUUUGACCAGCAGCUGUCCAAGAUGUGUAUGCUGUUUACCUUUCAAUCCUUUAGAAAGUUGGUCCUUCAGGAAGGAGAAAAGAUGGUGCUUGUGUGGUUGGAUACACCUUUUAAUCAAGCUACAUACGGCCUUGUGGACAAAUUAGGUAGCUUAGUGGUGAGACUAGUCUUUUUACCUUUUGAAGAAAGUUCAUAUGCAGCAUUUGCAAGGUCUGCUUCAGGACAAUACCCAGGAAAAAGCAAGAAAUUAGGAAACUGCUUGACAGAGUCCCUGAAGUUAGUUUUGUUGAUUGGCCUUGUUUUUAUGGCAUUUGGUCCAAGCUAUUCUUAUUCGCUCAUUAGAUUGCUGUAUGGCAAGAAAUGGAGUGAUGGAGAAGCCUCAACUGCCCUCCGCUAUUAUUGCUUUUAUGUCAUUGUUUUGGCUAUGAAUGGAACCUCUGAAGCCUUUAUGCAUGCAGUUGCAACAGAGAGCCAACUCAAGCGUUCAAAUGAUUCGCUACUUCUAUUCUCUUUGAUCUAUAUAAUUUUGAAUGUCCUACUAAUAAGGUUAGCUGGGGCAGUUGGCUUGAUUAUAGCAAAUUCACUUAAUAUGUCCUUGAGGAUUUUAUACUCUGCUAUAUUCAUAAAGAAUUACUUCCAGGGGUCUUCCUCAUUUUCUUUCCAUAGCUGCUUGCCUUCGGGAUGGAUUAUUCUGUUACUUUCAGGUGUAAUCACUCUCAUUUCUGAGAACAUAUUUUUGGACCAAGAUAAUUUCUGGCCAACGUUUAUGAUCCAUUUCUCUGUUGGGCUGGCUUGCUUCUUUGUGUCAUCAUAUGUGAUCUAUUGCCGGGAAAAACCCUUCAUCAAAAGAAUUAUUCGCUUUCGUGAUCACUCGGAUUGAAGACUUCUGCAAUUUAACUGUGAGCAAUUUUUGUGCAGUUAGGGGAUGAUGAUGAUUUGACGUUUAGUUUUCUAUAGGUCAUAUUAUGUCCUAAGCAACAGAACAGUGGCCGACGUAAACUCACUGUUAUAAAUUUUGGUAUAUGUAUAAGGGUUUUAUAAAAGUUAUGUUAUAGGAAAAGUGGUCGUGUUAUGUUAUAGAGAUUCAUUUUGCGUGCUGUAGUUUUUUUUUUUUUUUCUUCAAAACAUGCGGACCCCACAAAAUAUUGUGUGUGUAGGAAAUUUUUUGUGGUCAUGUUAAUUGUUAAAUGAUGAAUGCAAACCCCUAUGUAUAAUACUACUU